Messenger RNA from Diabrotica virgifera virgifera (western corn rootworm), 1872 nucleotides. It is a transcript of the gene eEF1gamma, whose product is annotated as elongation factor 1-gamma. Lineage: Eukaryota; Metazoa; Arthropoda; Insecta; Coleoptera; Chrysomelidae. Bases 338 to 1690 code for a protein of 450 amino acids. The transcript is spliced from 8 exons. Gene Ontology annotation, molecular function: translation elongation factor activity. Gene Ontology annotation, biological process: translational elongation. Gene Ontology annotation, cellular component: cytoplasm; nucleus. The record is from RefSeq and is a predicted model, not a curated record.
AUGUCUGACAUCAUAUUGUUACAAGUUUUAAUUCUAUUUUAUUAAUAAACUUAUACCUAAUAUUUUAAGCAUAUAAUUUGUGUGCUAUAUUUUGUAACACUGAGACACACUGAGAUAAAUAAUACUGAUAAUGAUAAUACUUUGUUUUUAAUACAUACUGUCAUACUGUGUAAAUACCACUAAAAUGCCACUAAAUACCAUCUAAAAUUCUCGUGGAUGGUUAUCUCAUAUGUGGAAGACCCGAAUUGUAUCAGGUAUAAAACAGAAGAAUAUUGUAACUUGGAACUUGAAUAAUGCUGUCCUUUUCUUUCUUUAGCUAGUUUUGAGUGUAGUGAGAAUGGCUGCCGGAACUCUUUACACUUAUCCCGAAAAUUUCCGGGCCGCAAAAACUCUGAUUGCCGCACAAUAUGCCAAGGCAAACGUCAAAGUAGCACCCAAUUUUGUUUUUGGAGAAACUAAUAAAACUAAAGAGUUCACCAAGAAAUUUCCAAGUGGAAAGGUUCCUGCUUUUGAAUCAAACGAUGGCAAGUACCUUCAAGACAGCAACGCCAUCGCUUACUAUGUUUCCAAUGAACAACUAAGAGGAAAAAACGAAUAUGAUAGAGCACAAAUUUUGCAAUGGAUUGGCUUUGCUGAAGGUGAAAUUGUUCCAGCAGCAUGUGCCUGGGUAUUCCCUAUCUUGGGAAUUGUUAAAAAUAACAGUGGUAAUGAUGAGACUUUCCAAAGAGCAAAGGAAGACCUUAAAUCCUCUUUGUCUAUUCUCAACAGCCACUUACUUGCCCACACUUACUUGGUAGGAGAGAGAAUCACUCUAGCUGACAUUGUAGUUGCCUGCAACCUAUUGAAUGCCUACAAAUAUGUACUUGAUCCCAACUUUAGAAAAUCUUUUGGUAACGUCAAUAGAUGGUUCAAUACACUUAUUAACCAGCCACAAUUCAUAGCUGUACUUGGAGAAGUUAAACUUUGCAGUGCAGUUGCUCAACCUGGAACUUUAACUGCUGCAGCUGCAACACCAGCUGCUCACAACAAAGCUAAACCAAAUGGAGAUGCUGAAAUUGUGGAAAAAACUAAUAAGAAAAAAAGUAAAGGUAAGAAGAAGGAAGAAAAGAAACAAGAGAAGAAGCCACAAACACCUAAAGAAAAGAAGGAAAAGGAACAGCCAGAAGAAUUAGAUGCUGCAGAAGCCGCUCUUGCUGAAGAACCCAAGAGUAAGGACCCUUUUUCUGAACUACCUAAAGGAACCUUUGUUAUGGAUGACUUUAAACGUGUCUAUUCAAAUGAAGAAGAGAGCAAAUCAAUUGCUUAUUUCUGGGAAAAAUUCGACCCUGAAAACUAUUCAAUCUGGUAUGGUGAAUACAAAUACCCUGAAGAGCUCUCCAAAGUGUUCAUGAGCUGUAACCUAAUUACUGGCAUGCAACAGAGACUAGAUAAGAUGAGAAAGCAGGCCUUUGCAUCUGUAUGCCUUUUUGGAGAAGACAACAACAGCACAAUCUCCGGUAUCUGGGUAUGGAGAGGACAAGAAUUAGCUUUUACCUUAAGUCCCGACUGGCAAAUAGAUUAUGAAUCCUAUGAAUGGAAGAAGUUAGAUGCCAAAUCAGAAGAAACAAAGAAAUUAGUAGAGCAAUACUUCUCAUGGACAGGUACUGACAAACAAGGUAGAAAAUUCAAUCAAGGAAAAAUCUUUAAAUGAUCUACAUCUAUUUAAUAAAUCUUACAAAAUGCUGUACUGAUCAUGUGAAGCAAGAGAAAUAAAUCCCAAUGUUUUGUUAAUAAUAUUUUUUUAUUAAUAUGUAAUUGUUUUGAUCGAAGCUUAUUCUUUGGGCUUUACUCCCUGAGUUUAUAAGACACUUAAAUAAAUUUAAUAACAAUUUG